Molecule: messenger RNA, 1427 nt
Organism: Ornithodoros turicata
Lineage: Eukaryota; Metazoa; Arthropoda; Arachnida; Ixodida; Argasidae
Product: protein arginine N-methyltransferase 1-like
Exons: 10
Coding region: 207-1358 (383 amino acids)
Biological process (GO): peptidyl-arginine methylation
Cellular component (GO): nucleus
Molecular function (GO): protein-arginine N-methyltransferase activity
Source: RefSeq, a predicted model, not a curated record
AAGGCGAUUCGCGAAACGGCGUGGUUGCGCGCGAUGACUUGAUAUUGAAGCCAAAAAAGCACAUUAGUAUACAAAUAACUUAUUAAUAUUCGCCAUUUUCUCGCAACAUUGAGUGUUCCUGUACCAAUAUUUGUUCCUUACCUCCAAUUAAAAUCCGAAGCAAUACACGUGGGGCCAGUUCAGGCCGUUCAGGUUCAGGCCAGUUAAUGGACGCCAUGGCCGAGCAAAUGGAGGUUCAUUUGCAGGUGAGCACAUCAGACCAGAAUCACGUGGCUGUGGCGGCCUCUACAGCUGCUCCUACAGCCACCAGCAAUGGAGGCACCUACUGUUGGCGUUGCCAAAAGGAAAUGCAUGGCCUGUCUACAUUUCGCCCGGAAGAGAUGACUUCCAAGGACUACUAUUUUGACUCGUACGCCCACUUUGGCAUUCAUGAAGAGAUGCUAAAGGACGAGGUUCGGACGCUGACGUACCGCAACUCCAUGUACCACAACAAGCACCUGUUCAAGGGGAAGGUGGUCUUAGACAUCGGCUGCGGGACAGGCAUUCUGAGCAUGUUCGCCGCCAAGGCUGGGGCAGCGAAAGUGUUUGGGAUUGAGUGCUCAGGAAUUGUGGAACAUGCAGAGCGCAUCGUGCGGGAGAAUCACCUCGACAACGUGGUGACCAUUGUAAAGGGGAAGGUUGAAGAAGUUGUGCUUCCUGUAGACAAGGUGGACAUCAUCAUCUCCGAGUGGAUGGGUUAUUGCCUCUUUUAUGAAUCCAUGUUGGACACUGUCCUCUAUGCUAGGGACAAAUGGCUGGCACCCGGUGGACUCAUGUUCCCUGACCGUGCCACCCUCUUCAUCUGCUGCAUCGAAGACAGGCAAUACAAAGACGAGAAAAUAAACUGGUGGGAUAGCGUGUAUGGCUUCAACAUGAGCUGCAUCCGCAAGGUAGCCAUCUCUGAACCUUUGGUGGACGUUGUGGAUCCAAAGCAGGUCGUCACCAAUGCCUGUCUCCUCAAGGAAGUGGACCUGUACACAGUGAAAGUGGAGGACCUCUCCUUCAGCUCGCCAUUCCACCUCCAAGUGAGAAGGGACGACUACAUUCAGGCAUUUGUCACCUUCUUCAAUGUAGAGUUCACAAAGUGCCACAAACGCACAGGAUUCUCAACAGCUCCAGAAGCUGCGUAUACUCACUGGAAACAGACUGUGUUCUACUUUGACGACUACAUGACCGUCAAAAAGGGGGAAGAGAUCUGCGGUGUGUUUUGCAUGAAGCCUAACCCAAAGAACAAGAGGGAUCUUGACUUCAGCAUAGACGUUGACUUCAAGGGUGACCUCUCAGAACUCAGUGAGAGUUUCACGUAUCGAAUGCGUUGAGAGAUGACAUUUGCCCUCAAUUGUGUGCGUAUUGGACCAACGUUGAUCAAAUUAAAGCUUUUAAGCCAA